UGCAUCAUUCAUUAUAGAUAGCUGAUGGGUGUCAUUCCUCAAAUUCCAGCACCUUGGACAGCAACUCUAGAACCACAUUCCAAUCAAGAGAUUUUGUAAUUGUUUGACGUUCACCAUACUUUAUUAUGUAAAAGACCUGGAUGAACCAGAGUCUCAUCUAAAUGUCAGAAUUAUUAUUUUCAAAUAUUUUAUAGCCAUUAUCGUGGACUGCACUUUGUGCUUUGUGGGUGCUUGUAUCGCUCAACUACCAUAUACAUGUCAUAACAGUAGGAAAUAAGAGAUGCAGAGAAAUUGGACAUUGAUUUGGCAAUUUCUCUACUUGUUCUUUCCUCAGAGUCUCUUGUUUGUCAAGAUUAUCUAGUUUCCACUGUGUGGUAAACAUUGUUUGCUAUGGUUCUGCCAUUCCUGUCAAACUUAAAUGUAUGCAAUUUUGUUUGACAUGUAAAAUUUGUUUGAAUUCUGACUGCCUUAAUAUUUGACAAAUGUAAUCUAUACAUGCAGCAAAUUCAAUAAUCUGAUUUAAAUGUUUGGGUUUUUUUUCAAACAAAAACCUGAAUGUCUAUUGGGUUUACAUUCACUUCCUCCACUUUGAUUUUUGUUGGUAUUGUGUAGUUUUAUAGUAUGAACUCUUAGGGACGCUGUUGACCACAAUGUUGAUGACUUAGAAAUGGGCUGAAGCAGCACCUCCCAUGUAACGUCGACAUCAUUCAGAGAGAACACGACGGGCAAAAAAACGGACGAUCACUGUUGUGGAUAUAUACUGAAAAGGAGAUUUUCACCCGAAAGUAUUGCUUCCAGAUUAUUUAUAUGAAUGAUGAUCUAAUAUUUGCGACUGGAGUCUAAGACUGAUCUGUUUUGUGGAAUAUUACCAGACUGUGCAGUGUCACAGAGGAAAAGGCGGAUUGAACAAUGAAUCGGCAAGUACUGUUUAUCUGUCUCCAUGUUCUCCACUCGGUGGUCGGUCAGAUCAGCUACACGAUUCCCGAGGAAAUGACCAAAGGAUCUCUGGUGGGAAAUAUAGCACAAGAUCUGGGUUUGGAGAUAAAGCGUUUGAUAUCGGGUAAAGCUAAAAUCUAUACGAGGAACACCGACGAGUACAUCGAGCUGAACAGAGAAAGAGGAGUCCUCCUCGUCAAAGAAAGAAUCGACAGGGAGGCGCUGUGUACAGAGACGACGAUUUGUGCUUUACAUUUUCAGAUCCUUUUAGAGAAUCCGAUGGAAUUUUACAGUGUUACAGUGCAGAUCACAGAUGUCAAUGAUAAUGCACCGACAUUUGAACAAAGAGAAAGGAAAUUCAAAAUUAGCGAGUCAGCAAUUACAGGGGCGAAAUUUCAACUUGAAAGGGCUGUGGAUCUUGAUGUAGGAAUUAAUGGAGUUCAUAAAUAUGAAUUAAAACCAACAGAUAAUUUUGCUCUCAAAGUACACAAUAACGCUGAUGGAAACAAAAAUGUUGAGAUGGUGCUACAGAAACCUUUAGACAGAGAGAAGCAGGAGCAGAUAUCUCUGGUGUUAACAGCUGUAGAUGGAGGAGAGCCGCAGAUGUCAGGAACAAUGCUGAUUGUUAUUACAGUUUUAGACGCUAAUGAUAACGCCCCUGUUUUUACACAGUCUACAUACAAGGCUACAGUUACUGAGAAUUCACCUAAAGGAACAGUUGUGGCCACUGUUACUGCCACAGAUGCAGAUCAAGGCUCGUAUGGUAAAAUAACAUAUUCAAUUAUAAACACGUUGGAAAACAUAAGGAAAAUGUUUGAGGUAAAUCAGGAAAAAGGGGAAAUUAUCUUAAUUGCAAAUAUUGAUUUCGAGAAGUCAAGAAACUUCGAAAUAAAUUUGUUGGCUAGUGACCACGGAGGACUUACAGAUUCUUGCAAAUUAAGUGUCGAUGUACAAGAUGUAAAUGACAACAACCCGGAAAUUAAUAUCAUGUCAAAAUCAAACGUUAUUUCAGAGGAUGCCAAAGUAAAUACAGUCGUUACUAUGAUAAACAUUGAGGACAGGGAUUCUGGAGAACAUGGCAAAGUUCAAUGUUUUAUCAACGAAAACGUGCCAUUCGUUUUGCAAACAUCAACUAAUAAUUUCUAUAGUUUAGUAACAGACAGUGAAUUAGACAGAGAGAGAGCCUCAGAGUAUAAUAUAACAGUGACGUGUUCUGAUGAGGGAGUGCCCUCCCUCUCCAGCAGCGUCACUCUCACCUUACAGAUAUCUGAUGUGAAUGACAACGCGCCUGUCUUUGAGAGGAGCUCAUAUGAGGCCUACAUUGUAGAAAACAACACACCAGGUCUCUCUAUAUUCACAGUGAAAGCCAGAGACGCUGACUGGAACCAGAAUGCCCGUGUUUCUUACAUACUGGAGGACUCCUCUGUUAACGGAGUGCCAGUCUCCUCAUAUGUGUCCGUUAGUGCUGAUAGUGGAGUCAUACAUGCAGUGCGCUCUUUUGACUACGAGCAGAUCAAAGAUUUCCACUUCCGCGUCAAAGCUCAGGAUGGAGGUUCUCCUCCACUCAGUAGUAAUGUGACUGUGAAAAUACUGAUCCAGGACCAGAACGACAACCCCCCUCAGAUUCUGUAUCCAGUCCAGACUGGUGGCUCUGUGGUGGGUGAGAUGGUGCCUCGUUCAGCAGAUGUGGGCUAUCUGGUCUCUAAAGUGGUGGCUGUUGAUGUGGACUCUGGACAGAAUGCCUGGCUCUCCUAUAAACUCCAGAAAGCCACAGACAGGGCGCUGUUUGAAGUUGGCUUACAGAAUGGAGAAAUAAGAACUAUCCGCCAAGUGACUGAUAAAGAUCCUGUCAAUCAAAAACUGACUGUUAUAGUGGAGGACAACGGACAGCCCUCUCGUUCAGCUACAGUCAUUGUUAACGUGGCGGUGGCGGACAGCUUCUCUGAAGUGCUCUCAGAGUUCACUGACUUUAAACAGGACAAGGAGUACAAUGACAACCUGACUUUUUACUUAGUGUUGGCUCUGGCUGUAGUUUCCUUCCUCUUCAUCACGUGUUUAGUGGUUAUUAUUUCAGUGAAAAUCUACAGAUGGAGACAGUCUCGUUUCCUGUAUCACUCCAAUCUCCCUGUGAUUCCAUAUUAUCCACCGCGUUACUCAGACACUUUGGGGGGGACAGGGACUCUCCAACAUGUGUACAAUUACGAGGUGUGCAGGACGACUGACUCCAGAAAGAGUGACUGUAAGUUCGGCAGAGCUGGUAGUCAGAACGUGCUGAUAAUGGACCCCAGUUCUACAGGGACGAUGCAGCGGAUACAGAGUGAAAAGAGCAUCCUGGAUGAACCAGACUCUCCUCUCGAGGUUGGUUGAACAGUUUUUUUU
Molecule: messenger RNA, 3315 nt
Organism: Solea senegalensis (Senegalese sole)
Lineage: Eukaryota; Metazoa; Chordata; Actinopteri; Pleuronectiformes; Soleidae
Product: protocadherin gamma-A2-like
Exons: 1
Coding region: 910-3303 (797 amino acids)
Biological process (GO): homophilic cell-cell adhesion
Cellular component (GO): plasma membrane
Molecular function (GO): calcium ion binding
Source: RefSeq, a predicted model, not a curated record